AACUGAAAGAACAAUUUGAGGAGGAAUGGAGGAGGAGAGGAAAUGAACUCUUUGAGGAGUUUGGAGAGUCUUUAAUGGCAACGCUAGAGAAAGACACAGAGAAAAGCAAACUGCCAGCUAAGUUAAAGACCAAACACGCCAUUACUCUAAACUCAAAGGAAAGAAAAAUUUUGAUGGAACAAAGAAAGAAUGAGGAGAUGAAGAAGGUGGUCGAAGAUGUGAUGACAAAACUGAGCAAAAGGAGUGGGCAGGAUGAGCAGCCCGUCCAGAUGAAGACAAGUCGAGACAACUACCCGCGAAAACUGAGCGAAGGGAUGGUCUCUCAGAGUCGAGGCUGGAUGAGGAACAGCCUUGAGUUUGGUCCACCCAGCAUGAGUGAAGGGAUGGAUUCUCAGAAUAGCAGCUCGAACCUGGGUUUCCGGAGGAGAAACAGCCUUGAGUUUGAACCACCCAGCAUAGGUGGCAGCACUGAGCAGAUGUGGACAGAGAGCACUACAGGCCCGCAGGUCGCCCUGAGGAAGAGACGCCAGUCUUGGUCGCCCUCCACCUUCUCAACCGCCUCGACUGGACAAGAUUCAGGAAUUACUUCCCACUUAGGUUCCCUUCGGUCCUUAACCAUCUCGGAGUACCCGGCCGAGAGCGACGCAGCACUUCCUCCCGGCACAGGAAGCCGGUAGCAGAUGUAGGGAGGCAGUUUGGAAAUUCUUUACCAUCUCACCAAGAAGGCUGGACCUUCUACAGCACAGUGUCCCCAUCACUACGUUUGGACAGUGGGUUUCCUGCAUUAUUCAGUGUGUAGACUGCCCCCUGCUGGCUGAAUCACCAGCAGCAGGGGUGCACUGUAAACAGGGGCACCGUCAGGGAUUUUGGGUCCCAUGAAAAGAUCACGCAUUGGGCCCCACCCCCCCAGGCCACACCAUCCCUGCACAAUUGUUUGAGGGCCCCAUUCAGUCAGGGCCCUUAGAAUUCAUAACUUCACCCCUUCAUAUGGGGCCCCUGGCUGUGAGCAGGCAGAGAUCUCUCAUCCUCAGGCCAACCAAGCCCAGCCUCUCUGUGCUUCAUCUAUCUGCCAGUCCCCAUGCCAACCAAGCCCAGCCUCUCUGUGCUUCAGCUGUCUGCCAGUCCCCAGGCCAACCAAGCCCAGCCUCUCUGUGCUUCAGCUGUCUGCCAGUCCCCAUGCCAACCAAGCCCAGCCUCUCUGUGCUUCAGCUGUCUGCCAGUCCCCAUGCCAACCAAGCCCAGCCUCUCUGUGCUUCAGCUGUCUGCCAGUCCCCAGGCCAACCAAGCCCAGCCUCUCUGUGCUUCAGCUGUCUGCCAGUCCCCAUGCCAACCAAGCCCAGCCUCUCUGUGCUUCAGCUAUCUGCCAGUCCCCAUGCCAACCAAGCCCAGCCUCUCUGUGCUUCAGCUAUCUGCCAGUCCCCAUGCCAACCAAGCCCAGUCUCUCCUCUGUGUGCUUCAGCUAUCUGCCAAUCCCCAUGCCAACCAAGCCCAGCCUCUCUGGGGUUCAGCUGUCUGCCAGUCCCCAUGCCAACCAAGCCCAGCCUCUCUGGGCUUCAGCUGUCUGCCAGUCCCCAUGCCAACCAAGCCCAGCAUCUGUGUGCUUCAGCUAUCUGCCAGUCCCCAUGCCAACCAAGCCCAGCCUCUGUGUGCUUCAGCUAUCUGCCAGUCCCCAUGCCAACCAAGCCCAGCCUCUGUGUGCUUCAGCUAUCUGCCAGUCCCCAUGCCAACCAAGCCCAGCCUCUCUGGGCUUCAGCUGUCUGCCAGUCCCCAUGCCAACCAAGCCCAGCCUCUCUGGGCUUCAGCUGUCUGCCAGUCCCCAGGCCAACCAAGCCCAGCCUCUCUGUGCUUCAUCCAUCUGCCAGUCCCCACGCCAACCAAGCCCAGCCUCUCUGUGCUUCAGCUGUCUGCCAGUCCCCAUGCGAACCAAGCCCAGCCUCUCUGUGCUUCAGCUGUCUGCCAGUCCCCAUGCCAACCAAGCCCAGCCUCUCUGUGCUUCAGCUGUCUGCCAGUCCCCAGGCCAACCAAGCCCACCCUCUCUGUGCUUCAGCUGUCUGCCAGUAGGGGGCCAAAGAGUCACAUGACCACUGGCCUUUCUGCCAUUAUAUCUGCUCCUGUCACUGACUGUCACUGUCGUUUCCAGAGCGCUUUAACCAACUGGAAUAUGGUACAUGUUCACACGACUUUUAAUUGUUUAUUUGUCAUUUUUAUUAUCACUUUUGAAAUGACAUUUUAUUCAUUUUCAAAGAACAUACAAACAACACAGAGCAUGACAGCACACAAAGAAUAACAGCACAUAGUAAUCAUUAGAUUAACUGUGGAAGAAAGAGACAUAAAAUACACCUGAUGGACAUGGCCUUGCAUUCACAUUGAGUGUUACGGUACAUCAUUUGGUGUUGGUCUACACCUCAACAGCAGGUGUGUAUGCUCUACAGGUAAAUUGGUCUACGAUGGGUUUCCAUAGGAAGGGCCUUAAAUAUGACCCGGUACCACUGUGUCACAGUCAUGGGCUGGUCCCUGAUCCACUGGGCAGAAUGCAGUGUCUGGCUAGAAGUAAAAGCGUUUCUAUCAAUUUAGUGUAUAUUGUCCAGCUGUCAAUGAAAAGCCUAGUUCUGUAGCCCAAAAUGUGUUUAUUUUUAUGGGAUAUGUAUUAAUAUUGUUAUCAAUCGGUGGACCUAUAUUAUAAGAUUAAAUCCAUAAACAGUGAUUGUGAUGGAUAUAUUUCUGGCAAUGAAUGUUCAUGAAUGUGCUGAUUAUAUGAAAUACAUUAUACAGUAAACCCAUUCAAUGUCAUUGCUGAUAUAUAUGAGGCUUGUAUGUGCUAGGGCUGGAGAGGAACAGGGGGUGGUGGGUGAGUGAGGUUUUAAGAUUGUAUUGUAAAAUGAACUGUAUGUGUUUAGCUGCAUACAAAAUAAAACAAAAUUUAAAAAUUAAAAAA
This is a messenger RNA of Anguilla rostrata (American eel), 2935 nucleotides long. RefSeq lists its product as uncharacterized. NCBI's taxonomy places the organism in Eukaryota, Metazoa, Chordata, Actinopteri, Anguilliformes, Anguillidae. The record is from RefSeq and is a predicted model, not a curated record. Bases 75 to 677 code for a protein of 200 amino acids. The transcript is spliced from 5 exons.